This is a messenger RNA of Phaethon lepturus (White-tailed tropicbird), 3096 nucleotides long. RefSeq names its product alpha-2-macroglobulin-like protein 1. Gene Ontology annotation, molecular function: endopeptidase inhibitor activity. The record is from RefSeq and is a predicted model, not a curated record. The transcript has 24 exons. The annotation marks the transcript as partial. Gene Ontology annotation, cellular component: extracellular region. Lineage: Eukaryota; Metazoa; Chordata; Aves; Phaethontiformes; Phaethontidae.
ACAGACAAGACGGGUUGCUUCUUCACAAAUGUGAGCCUGUCUUCCUUCAGUCGAGACUUUCGGUACUAUCAAGACAGCAUAGUUGCAGAGGCCUUGCUGGUGGAGGAUGGCACAGAGGUACACGUCAACACUUCCCACAAAUUACUCAUCUCCAAGAUUGGUGGGAUGGCCUUGUUUGAUGAUGUGAAUUCUUACUACCAUGCUGGAGAGAUGUACAGGGGAAAGAUUAAAGUCAUUGACUACCAAGGCAAGACCCUGAAGCACAAAAAAGUCCUCCUCAUAGUAAGCUGUGGUGAGCAGCAAUUUAAGCAAAAGUACAUCACUGGUGACUCUGGGACAGCUUCAUUUAGCCUGAACACAACUGCUUGGAACAACACCUUAGCCUCCCUGGAGGCAAGUGUUCUGCAUCAAGAUUUGGAUAAAGAGCCUGGGACAGUUGAUUUGAGUUACCAGCGAGCCUCUUAUUUUAUACGUCCAUUCUACAGCACCAGCAGGAGUUUUCUCUCUAUUGUCCGUGUGCCGGAAACGAUGCCCUGUGGUAAAAAGCAGGCUGUCCAGGUGGACUUCAGAAUUUAUCAGGAGGACCUGGAACACGGGCCCAAGCGUGUCAUUUUCUCCUACUUUGUCACAGGGAAAAGAGGGAUAGUCCAUGCAGGUCAGAAGACUGUUUGGGUUGGGCUGCCAAGAAUGCUGAAAGGCUUCUUCUCCAUCCCUCUUACCUUCAGUUCGAUUUAUGCCCCAGCUCCAAGACUUGUUGUUUAUGUUAUCUUCCCUAAUGGAAAAAUCAUCGCUGAUUCUACAAUCUUCAGUGUCUCCAUGUGUUUCAGAAAUAAGGUGGAGCUGGGCUUCUCAACGCCCCAGACCCUUCCUGAUUCAGAGGUUGGUCUCCACCUGCUGGCAUCUCCUGGGUCCACAUGUGCUGUCUGGGCUGUGGAUCAGAGCAUCCUUUUUCUGAAGCCAGGAAAAGAGCUCAGCAGCUCCUUGAUCUAUGGGCUGUUCCCACCUGUUUAUAAGUCCAGGUAUCCUCGCGAAGUGUCUGAAGAUGAUAAUUCAUGCGGGUUCCCAAAUUCUGAUGAGCCUGAUGUGUUUACAGCAUUCAGGGAAAUGGGGUUGAAAAUUAUGUCCAACACCAAUAUCAGGAAGCCCAGAGUGUGUCCAACCACUCCAUUGUCAACUAUGCUGCAGGAAAGAGCAGUGUUUACUUCCAGGCCCAUGUUGAUGUUUGCCCAGCCCCAUAAAGCAUAUAACACAGAGCAUCUGACAACAUCUACCUAUCAGCCCACUAUGUUUUUACCUGUUUCUUCAGUUGAAGAGAAACUACACAAGCAUUUCCCCAAAACCUGGAUAUGGGAUUUGUAUUCUGUGGGUCCCAGUGGGAACAAGAAUGUCACUGUCACUGUGCCUAACACCAUCACAGAAUGGAAAGCAGGGAUGUUCUGCAUAGGCCAUAAUGGCUUUGGACUAGCUCCAACCUCCAGUCUGCUUGUUUUCAAGCCUUUUCUUGUGGAGCUCACACUGCCAUCUUCUGUGAUCCAGGGUGAGACCUUCAUCUUGAAGGCCACAGUCUUCAACUACCUGCAGCGAUGCAUGAAGAUCCAAGUGACCCUGGACAAGUUCGCACGCUUCCAGCUGAAGCCAUGCAAAGGCUGUGUCUACAGCAGCUGCUUAUGUGCCAGUGAAGCUAAGACCUUUCAGUGGAGUGUCACAGCUGAGCAACUGGGGCUCAUGAACAUCACGCUCAGCACAGAGGCUGUGGCCACCGAAGAGCUCUGUGGCAAAGAGACACCAUUUGUCCCAAACCAAGGACAGAAAGAUAUGAUCACCAAACUCCUUCUAGUCCGGCCAGAGGGAGUGUUGGUAGAAAAGGCUCACAGCUCCAUCCUGUGUCCCAGAAAAGGGAAUCCAGCACAGGAGUCUGUGUCUCUGAUGUUGCCGCUAAAUGUGGUUGAAGGUUCAGUCAGAGCCACCAUGUCGGUCACCGGUGACCUCAUGGGGGCAGCACUGCAGAACCUGGACCGCCUGGUGCAGAUGCCCCAUGGCUGUGGGGAGCAGAACAUGGUGCUGUUUGCCCCCAUUGUCUAUGUGCUGCAGUACCUGGAGAAAACAAGGCAGCUGACCCCUGAGAUCAAGGAGAGGGCAACAGGAUUCCUGCGCAAUGGCAAGUGUGGAUGGGGAGGUCCCCUUGGCUGCCUACAUCACUGCUGCAUACUUAGAGGCAGGAGAGACACCAGAGGUGGGCAAAUCCACUGGAGUCAGACCCCAUCUAAGCCCAGACCCAGCACCAGCGCUUGGUCACAGCCACUGUCUGUGGAUGUGGAGUUGACAGCCUACGUCCUCCUGGCCCUGCUCUCCAAGCCAAAUGGCACAGGGUCUGAUCUCACCACAGCCUCUCGCAUCGUGGCCUGGCUCACCAGGCAGCAGAAUGCCUAUGGAGGGUUUGCCUCAACACAGGACACAGUAGUUGCUUUGCAGGCCUUGGCUAACUAUGCAGCACUGACGUACAGCACGAAAGGGGUGGCAGAAGUGAGAGUGAGAUCCCAGAGAGGCUUUGGGAGGAAGUUCCAAGUCUCCUACCAGAACCGACUGUUGGUGCAGGAGGUGGCACUGACAGAAGUCCCAGGAAAGUUCUCAGUGCAGGCCCAUGGCAGCUGUUGUGUCUUUACCCGGAUGGUGCUGAGGUACAAUACGCCCUCCCCACAGGUCUCCACGUCCUUUGCCUUGCACGUGAAAACUGAGCCAGUCAAUUGCACGGAUGAUGGCACACACACUGUUACUGUCUAUGUCAAUGUCAGGUACACUGGGAAGAGAUCCACUUCCAACAUGGUGAUCGUGGAAGUGUCCCUACUGUCUGGAUUUGUCUUAGCUCCAGGAUCUGGGAUGUCUCUGCAGCAUUGGCACCCUGUGAGAAGAACUGAGAAAACACAAGGAGGUGUUGCCAUCUACUUGGACAAGCUGAGCCAUAAGUCUGAGACAUAUGUCCUGCAUCUGGAACGGGAGGUUGGGGUGACCAACCUGAAGCCAGGCCAUGUCAGGGUCUAUGACUACUACCAUCCAGAGGAGCAGGCCCUGGCUGAUUAUAAUAUCUUCUGCAUCUGA